Molecule: messenger RNA, 2499 nt
Organism: Entamoeba nuttalli P19
Lineage: Eukaryota; Evosea; Mastigamoebida; Endamoebidae
Exons: 1
Coding region: 1-2499 (832 amino acids)
Source: RefSeq, a predicted model, not a curated record
AUGAGUGAACAGGAAAAAGCGUUAGAAGCCAAAAAGGCUGAAAUCCGUGCACGGAUGGAAAAAGAAAUGAGAGAGAAAAGAAAAGCUGAAAAAGCAGCUUCUAAAGAAAAAAAAGGAAAUGUUAGUGAAUUAAUUUCUGACAUGAAAAAGAAAGUUGCCAAUGAGGUUAGAGAAGAAACAGAAAAAGAAUGGAAAGCAAAGGUUGAAGAGAAAGUUGUUGAGAUUAAUAAUUUAAAAAGUGAAAUAAAAAGACAAGAAGAUCAAAAAGCAUCUUUAGAAAAAGAAAACAAUAUACAAAAAAGUACUAUUGAACAAAAUUCUAUUAAUAUCACUGAACUAAAUGAAAAACAAAAAGAGUUACUUGAAAUUAUUGAUAAAAUUAACAAAGAAAAAGAAGUAUUAAAUGGAAAAGUUGAAGAGUUAGAAAAUGAAAAAAAUGAUAUUAAACAAAAAAAUGAAGAACAAGAAUCAAUUAUUAAAACACUUUCAGAGGAAAAAGAAAAAAUAGAAAAAGAAUAUUUAGAGGAACAAAAUAAACGAAAUAAUGAAGAAACAAAUAGAAUUAAAGAAAUAGAAGAAUUAAGAAAACAAAUUGAAGAAUUAAAAAAUAUUCAAAAUCAAUUUAAAGAAAAGGAGGAUAAUUGGGAAAAAGAAAAGAAUGAUCUUAUUAUAAAAUUCGAAGAAGACAAAAAAAUAUUUGAAUCUGAAAAAACAAAACAAAUCAUUGAUGAAAUUCAAAAAGAAGCUGAAGAAGAAUUAGAUAAAAGGAUUGAAGAAAUAGAAAAAGAAGAAGAAAUUAAAAGAGCACAAUUUGAAGCUACCAAAACAGAAGAAAUCAAAACAGAAAUGAUGGAUAUGUGUAUGAAAAUGUUAGAUGAUAUGGAAGAACAAACACGAAAUGAAAUUUAUCAAGAAGUUUUAAAUGAUAUUAUGUCAAAUGGUUUUGGAGAUGUUUCUAAUUUGAAUGAUUCAGAAGAAGUUAAAAGCAGUGAUGAUAGUGAUGAAGAUUUAUCUGAAGAGAGUAAACGUCAAAUAGAAGAAGAGUUAGAACGUGAAUUAGAAAGAGAGCUUGAACAAGAACAACAUAAAAAUGAAGAAAAUACAUCAAUUAAUAAAGAAGAACAAAUUAAUACUGAACAAGAAAAACUAAAAGAGCCAAUUAAAACAAAUGAAAUAAAUGACAAUGAAAGUGUUGAAUCUAGUCAAGUUACCAAGAAAGAAUUAGAUAGUGAUGAAGAACAAAAAGAAUUAGAAAGGCAAAUCCAAUUACAACUAGAAAAAGAAUUACAAGCCGAGAUGGAUAAAGAAAAGGAAGAACCUCAAACAAACGUUCUUUCUCAAGAAAAUUCAACUACUCAACAUGAAGAAAAUUUAAUUGAACAAAAAGAAGAAGAUACAACUGGAAUAACAGAAAUUUCUGUGGAACCAACAAAAGAUCAACAAAUAGGAAUAUCUGACUCAGUCAAUAAUUUAGAAUCAGUUGACUCGUCUAAAGAAAAAUCAAUAUCUUCAGAAUCACCAAAGAAAGAAAGUGAUAAGUCAAUAACUUUAGAAAUAAAUGAUGAAAAUAAAAAACCAACUACAACCCAUAGAAGUAGUCUUAAUAACUUCUCAAAUAUAGAAGAAAAUAAUUUUGAUGAAGAAGUAAAAAAAGAUGACACUGUUCAACAACAUAAAGUAAAUGGAGAAGAUAUUAAGAGAAGAAAAUCCGAUGGUGCCAAUAUUAAAAUUGAAAUGUCAAUGUUAGAAUCAGAAGGUGGUUUAAUUCGAACUGGCAUUAGACCGAAUAGAAAAACUGGAAGGCAAGCUCCUACUAAGAAUUUAAUAGAAUUUAGAAAUUCUUUACCAACAAGUAAUGACGAGUCUACUGUUGUGUUAGAACCUCAUGAAGAAUCAACUGAAGCAAGUAACGAAGAGUCUCCUGUUAAAAAGAGAAUACCAGUUGGUGCAAGGGGUAUCCCAGGAAUGCCAGUGGGAGGUAUUAGAAUGGGAAUUCCAGUUGGGUUUAAUCCUGCUUCUGUUCAAUUAAAAGCCACUGGUGGAAGAAGAAAGUCAUUUUCUCAACAAUUCAAAGAAAAAGUUCAACAACAACCAACAGAACCUCUUGCUAUGGUUCAGCAACAAGCAGAACAAAAAGCAGAACAACAACGUCAUGAACAAGCACAAACAUCAGGAAAUGAAAGACUAAUUAGAAGAAGUGUAAAACAAAAUGUAACAAAAGAAGGACCACCACAUUUACAACCCCCUUCUGAACAACCAUUACCUAAGCAAAACACUUUACCACCUAAACCAGCAGCACCAGCUGCUCUUCCACCAAAACAUCAUCAAAGUCUUAGUCCCAAGACAGGUUCUCAAACACAAUUACAAACAAAACCAUCUGCGCCAAUAGAACAACCACCAACACCACCAAAACCAGCUCAUCUAACAAGUAAGGAAGAAAAGAAGAAAAAGAAAGAAGAAAAGAAAAAAGAAAAAGAGAAGAAAAAAUCUAAAAAAUAA